AUGGCGGAUCAGAUACAUGAGGGUGCUGAAGGAGACGCUUACGGACCUCUCAUACUUGGAAAUGCCCUGGACACGCCGGAAGACGGCAGUGUGUCCACGGAAGGAAGCCUCAGCUCUGCUACCCCAACUGCCUCCGACACUCCUAGAGACGAUGAUGACUUUGAAAGCCCAGAAGAGUUCAAGCAGAGGCUGAUAUAUUGGAUUGGGCAGAUGAUGUUCGUGAGUGGUGAGACCGCCGAACCAAGCACAGAGACAACCUGGAUGAUUGAGGAAAUUGUGAGAGAGCAAGUUAUCGAAAUGGUCAGGCACACUCGCAUAGAAUUGUCUACACCCUUGCUAAUUUACAACCAGCUGACACAAGCAACUGCUCUGGCAAAUCGUCGAGGUUCCAAGACCAUCUCGAUCGCCGACCUUAUUUUUCAGAUUCGCCACGAUCGAGCAAAAGUGUCCAGACUCAAGACCUUUCUUUCUUGGAAGGAUGUCCGCAAGAAUGUCAAAGAUUCAGAUGACAAAGGUGGAGGCGACGCUGCUGAAGUUGGCGAUUUCGACGAGGCAUCAGGAGGUGUCAACCCAUCUGCUCCACAGAAAACUACCACGACCAAGAAAGCCAAACUAGUCUUGCCCUGGGAGAUCCAGUCGUUCUACGUUGAGCAAGUACCGGAAAGAGACGAUGAGGAAGACGAGGAGGAAGAGGAGCAGAAUGAAGCCACACUCGCCCGCCUCGCUUCCGCUGACGAACGUACCAAGAACAUGACCAAGGAUGAAUAUGUAUACUGGUCCGACUGCCGUCAAGCUAGUUUCACAUUCCGCAAGGGCAAACGAUUUCGCGAAUGGGCAGGAUUCGGUACCAUCAUUGACAACAGACCAAAUGACGAUGCAGUUGAUAUUCUCGGCUUCUUGACAUUUGAGAUUGUCCAGACUCUCACAGAGGAGGCCUUGAAGGUCAAAGCUGCCGAAGAUAUGGCGAACAAGAAAUUGAAUGGUGGCAGAGGCGAUCGGGACGCGUCGAAGAAACGGAAGCGGGAAGGUUGCAGUUUGUUCGAGAUGCCCGAGGAAGGCAGGACACCUGUCGAGCCCAAGCAUGUCAGAGAGGCGUUUCGACGCCUCCAGACUGUGCCAAACAAGUACAAGUUCAUGAGACAGGGCUUCGCUGGGAUGAGGACGCCUUUGAGGUUGAUUUGA
Fonsecaea monophora is the source of this 1182-nucleotide messenger RNA. RefSeq lists its product as hypothetical. The record is from RefSeq and is a predicted model, not a curated record. NCBI's taxonomy places the organism in Eukaryota, Fungi, Ascomycota, Eurotiomycetes, Chaetothyriales, Herpotrichiellaceae. Gene Ontology annotation, molecular function: transcription coregulator activity; protein heterodimerization activity. Gene Ontology annotation, biological process: transcription by RNA polymerase II. Gene Ontology annotation, cellular component: SAGA complex. The coding region runs from base 1 to 1182 and encodes 393 amino acids. The transcript has 2 exons.